Messenger RNA from Elaeis guineensis (African oil palm), 3770 nucleotides. RefSeq names its product DNA repair endonuclease UVH1. The record is from RefSeq and is a predicted model, not a curated record. Gene Ontology annotation, biological process: resolution of meiotic recombination intermediates; double-strand break repair via homologous recombination; nucleotide-excision repair involved in interstrand cross-link repair. Gene Ontology annotation, molecular function: single-stranded DNA binding; damaged DNA binding; single-stranded DNA endonuclease activity. Gene Ontology annotation, cellular component: nucleotide-excision repair factor 1 complex. NCBI's taxonomy places the organism in Eukaryota, Viridiplantae, Streptophyta, Magnoliopsida, Arecales, Arecaceae.
CCUCCCUCCCUCCCUCCCAUCUCCUUCUCUUGCACCGGAAUAAAGUUAUCCAAACAAGAAUAGUAGAAGGAUAAAGUUAAUUGAACAAAGAAUUGCAGAAGAAGGAUAAAAGAACGAGGAGAAUAGAACAGAGAAGAAGCAGAUGCUCCCGUUCCAGGAGCAAAUAAUCUUGGACCUCCUGGAGGAUCCCAAUGGCGGCCUCGUAGUCCUCUCCUCCGGCCUCUCCCUCCCCUCCCUCGUCGCCUCCCUCCUCCUCCUCCACCACCCCUCUCAAGGCUCCCUCCUCAUCCUCUCCGCGUCCGACUCCCAGAAAUCCACCAUCAUCCGCUCCCUCCGCCGCCUCCAUCACGCCGAUUCCACCCGCAACCCUAACCCUAAUUCCGACCCUCCUCUCCCCUCCGACAUCCCCGGCGACCUCCCGUCCCACCACCGCACUGCUCUUUACUCCUCCGGCGCCGCCCUCUUCGUCACCCCGCGCAUCCUCAUUGCCGACCUCCUCACCUCCCGCGUGCCUCCCUCCGCUGUCGCCGGCCUUCUCAUCCUCAACGCCCACCGCCUCUCCGACACCUCCACCGAGGCCUUCAUCGCCCGUAUCCUCCGCUCCCUCUCCCGUUCCGCCUCCGUCCGCGCCAUCUCCGACCGCCCCCACGCCAUGGUCGCCGGCUUCGCCAAGGCGGAGCGCAUCCUCAAGUGCCUCUUCAUCCGCCGCCUCCACCUCUGGCCCCGCUUCCACGUCCAGGUCUCGGCCGACCUCGAGUGCAACCCACCGAAGGUCAUUGAUGUUAGGGUUCCGAUGACCCCUGCCAUGAAGGGGAUCCAGACAGCCGUGCUCGAGGCGAUGGACGCUUGCCUCAAGGAGCUGAGGAGGACCAACAAGGUUGACGUCGAGGACCUCACGGUCGAGAAAGGAUUGUUCAAGUCAUUCGAUGAGAUUGUGAGGAGGCAGCUCGACCCCAUCUGGCACACCAUUGGCAAGAAGACCAAACAGCUGGUCAGCGAUCUCAAGACCCUGAGGAAAUUGUUAGAUUAUCUCGUCAGGUAUGAUGCUGUGACUUAUUUGAAGUAUUUGGAUACACUGAGAGUGUCGGAAGGAGUUAGGUCGGUUUGGAUUUUUGCUGACUCAAGCCAUAGGAUAUUUGAGCUUGCAAAGAAGCGCGUUUACCAGGUGGUCCGAGCAGAUGGUUUGAAAAUUAAUACAGAUGGUAAGAGUGAACCAAGCAAGAAGAGGAGAGCAAAUAAUGAUCACAAGAGGGAGAAACAAAAUGAAAGUGGAGCUUCUCUUUCUAACGAGGCCGAUGGUGGGAGGAUUAAGUCAAAUGUGGGUGUGGUGUUAGAUGAAGUUUUAGAAGAAGCGCCAAAAUGGAAGGUGUUACGUGAAUUGCUGGAAGAGAUAGAAGAAGAACGCAGAAAGGAAACUCAGUCAAGAGAAGGACAACUUAUGGUUGAAGAUGGAAACGAUAAUAACAACUUUGUCUUGAUAGCUUGUAAAGAUGAACGGUCAUGCUUGCAGUUGGAAGAUUGCAUCUUUAAAGGCCCAAAUCAGGUCAUGCGAGAAGAGUGGGAGAAGUACUUGCUGGGCAAGGCUCAGUUGCAGGGCUUACGGAAACGCAACAGAAAAAGGUCUCAGGAGCCUAAAGGCUUUGGUUUACUUGAUGGUGUGGUUGCUAGCGGAUCUAGUGAGAGUGCAGAACCUAGCAGCAUAUCCAAGCUUGAGAAUGAUGCUUUGUUAGCAGCAGCAUCAGAGAUUAGCAAUUUGGUUAAAGAAGUGAUAGAUGUUGGGAAUGAUUCUCGACCUCAAACAAGAAGAAAGGGGUCUGGAAAAGGAAGAGGGAAAAGGAGGCCGAGUAAAGUUGUGGCAAAGGUGCAAGUUUCUGGAAAGAAAAGUGAAAAGCCAGCAGAAAACAAAAUAGUUGACAAUGCCAGUUUGGAAAAGGGAGAACAACAAGGUGAAACUGAUACAACAUCAUCAGGGGGUUUUCAGGAGGUGGCUCUAAAAAGUGCAUCUGAUGGCAAAGGUGUUCUUCAAAGGCAUAGAGAAGAGUCUGCUACUGCAGAGUUUACUGAUGCUAAGCCACUUCCACCGGUGCAAUUUUAUGCGCUAGACAGUGACCAGCAUAUACUUGAAGUCUGGAAGCCUUCUGUAAUUAUUGUGUAUCAUCCAGAUAUGACCUUUGUUAGAGAAAUUGAAAUUUAUAAAGCUGACAAUCGAGCAAGAAAUUUGAAAGUUUAUUUUCUGUUUUAUGAAGAUUCCACUGAGGUGCAAAAGUUCGAGGCAAGCAUACACAGGGAAAAUGGUGCAUUUGAAACUUUGAUUAGGCAGAAGUCCCUGAUGAUGAUUCCUGUGGAUCAGGAUGGACGAUGCAUUGGACCUAAUGCUUCUAAUGAGCCACAGUCAACUAUUUCUCAGAACUCAGUUACUAGAAAGGCAGGUGGUGUAAAGCCAAAGGAGAAAGAAAUGCAGGUUAUAGUGGAUAUGAGGGAGUUCAUGAGCAGCCUUCCCAAUGUUCUCCACCAGAAAGGCAUGCGAAUUAUACCUGUUACUUUGGAAGUUGGGGAUUAUGUACUUUCACCUUUGAUUUGUGUUGAAAGAAAAAGUAUUUCAGAUUUAUUCCAAAGCUUUGCAUCAGGCCGUCUCUAUCAUCAGGUGGAAACAAUGGUCCGUUAUUAUAGGAUACCUGUGCUUCUAAUCGAAUUUUCACAGGACAAGAGCUUCUCUUUGCAGUCUGCAAGUGAAAUUGGUGAUGAUGUUUCACCAACCAGCAUAAUUUCAAAGCUUUCACUUCUUGUUCUGCACUUCCCUCGCUUGCGCCUUGUCUGGUCACGGAGCGUGCAUGCAACAGCAGAAAUAUUUGCAUCACUCAAAGCAAACCAGGAUGAACCAGAUGAAAGCAAGGCAAUUAGAGUAGGUGUGCCAUCAGAAGAUGGCAUCGUGGAAGAUGAUAUAAGAGCUGAAAAUUACAACACAUCUGCAGUUGAGUUUUUGCGGCGUCUACCAGGGGUGACAGAUUCAAAUUAUAGAGCACUGAUGGAUGGAUGCAGAAACUUGGCUGAACUUGCCCUUCUUCCUAUUGAGAGGCUAGCGGAACUGAUGGGAAGUCAGAAAGCAGCUCGGAUGCUGAAGGACUUUCUUGAUGCUAAGUGUCCCACCAUGCUGUAAUUCUUAAAGAACACCAAUUGAUUUUGAGAAGUCACAAAGUGCCUGCAUUUUUUUCUACUAGCGUGUCUGAACUGUGGACCUAUUUGACAUAGUCAUCUACAGUUCCACAUGAUGAAGAGCAUCGUGGAUUUUACUGUGAAAGAUAAAUUUCAGUUCAAGGCAAUUUUCACAUGCCACUCCAAGGUUGAUCCAGGUCAUGUAUUGGUAUUAUUUUAUUGUGCUUUCAGUUAGAAUUGUUUCUACCCAAUGGAUUUGCUUCUUGCUUAUGACUUGAUCACCCAGAGUACCCAUCAAGAGAUUUUACAAUUUGUUUGGAAUUUGUUUGGAAUUUUGAUUUUAUUGAUGUAAUCCUUUAUUGGGGUGUAUGUCGACAUGUGUGCAAGAACUAACUGUAACAUUUCUUGUUGUAGUAAUUCGUACUGUUUUCUGAUCUUGUGAGGAUAUCUUUGAUCAAGAAAAAGAUCUGUAAGGAUUUCUGCAUAUGUUUGCAUCAUUUAUUCUGUUGUAAUUGUGUGUGUAUAUACAUUUGUCCAAGAACUAGCUGCAACAUUGCUUGCUAUGGUAAUGUAUUUUGUUUUCUGAUCUUGUAAGAAUCUCUUUGGUCAAGGAAAAA